UUCCGAAGGCCGUGAGUGAACACGGAAAUCGAGAUGUGAUGUGUGUGUGGUCAAAAAGACAGUGCAAGGUAGGGGUCGGGUGGCGUUUGUGAUGGCAAAAUUUUUGCAAAUGCACGGUCACUGACAACACUGGCACCUACAAUGGACCAGCAAUUUUGUUUGCGCUGGAACAACCACCCGAACAACCUAACUGAUGUGCUAGCAAGUCUAUUACAAAGAGAGGCACUUUGUGAUGUCACACUGGCCUGUGAUGGGGAAACGGUCAAGGCACAUCAGACAAUACUCUCGGCGUGCUCCCCAUAUUUUGAAAGUAUUUUCCUGCAAAACUCGCACCCACAUCCAAUUAUAUUCCUAAAAGAUGUAAGAUUUACGGAAAUGAAGUCAUUAUUGGACUUCAUGUAUAAGGGGGAAGUAAAUGUUGGCCAAAAUAUGCUACCGAUGUUCCUAAAAACUGCUGAAAGUUUACAAGUUAGAGGGUUGACAGAGAAUAAUACAUUGAAUCCCAAGACAGAGGAGCGGUCGACGCCGUCGGUUAGUGCGGAGAACUUGUCGUCUCGGACCGAGUGCUUUGCAACGCCACCGGCCGCGCACUGCGCACCGCCCGCGGCACUCACGCCGCUAUCGUCGGCUCCCUCGCACCCAGCGCAUCCGCCGCACUCCUUGCCGCUCGAAAAGAGACGCAGAAAGAACUCCUCAGUCCCAAGAGAAGAUGAAUUAUCUUACAGGCACUACGAGGGUAUUGGAGUAAGCGAGAUGGCAUCCAUGCUGAACCAACAUCCCCUCGGUAACGACUGCAAUGAAAGCGAGCCUAUGUUACAACCUCAUCCCGAUCAGACUGAUACUAUUGAUGGCUCGAAGGGCUGGCACAUGCGGCUGACGUUCGAGCGGGUGGCGGGUGCGCUGAACCUGCACCGCUGCAAGCUGUGCGGCAAGGUGGUGACUCACAUCCGUAACCACUAUCACGUGCAUUUCCCCGGGCGGUUCGAGUGUCCGCUGUGCCGCGCCACCUACACGCGCUCGGACAACCUGCGCACGCACUGCAAGUUCAAGCACCCCGCGUACAACCCCGACACGCGCAAGUUCGAGCCGCCGCCCGCGCCCGCACCCGCGCCGCCGCACGCGCCGCUCUUCGCCAACCACCUGGACGCGGGCUUCGACUGAUUGUCCAUGUACUGGCUCGGCCUCGACGCUCUGUGAGCGCCCGCCUCCUGCCAGCUCAGACUCUCCUUGUUGAUGUGUCAAAAUUUUAACAGACCGUCUCGCGUCGUUGUCGCUUCCUACUUAGGAUUAAGCUGAAGUGCUAUUACUUAAACGGGCCUUUCUUAAGUAACCCGCGAGUGUCGGGUGACUCGUUUAGUAUUGUCUCGGUUGUGCGUUUGACUUGCCCGAGUGUGACUUUGUAUAAGAUUCCAUGUCAGGAAUGUAACUAUUAUGUCGAUGUUACUGAAUUAAUGACUCGAAACGUAUAUAAACUAGGUAAGCAAAUUUUCUUCUAUACCAAUUGCUAUACGGGAACGGGCAAAAGCAAUAAUAUGAUGUUAAUUUUAUUACCAUAUUAUUUUUUAUAUUAUAUCGAUAGAAAUCUUAAGCUAUUUAAGAAUAUACAUUAUUAUUGAGUAGCGGUGCGACCGCGAAGUGAUGCUGGCUAUUAACCGUGGCCCCAGUAAGGGCUCACACUUUCUUGUUAUAUUUAUUCGUUAGAUAGGAAAUUAUGAGUUUCCUGUAGCCAAUUGUAUUUAUGUUAUUACAUCGUACGGGUGGUGCAGAGAACGACAUCCAACGGAAGGAUCCAUAGGACUGGGAAGAGAUUGUGAUCUGUCGUUGGUCAACGACAUAUAAAUAAUGACUGAAUCUCAGUGUAGAUGCAUUUGUAACUCCAUGAGGCCUUUGCAAGAUGGAUAAUUUAUAAGGAUAUGUGAUGUAUUAAAGGAUAGCGCCUAAGGAAACAUACGAAAAGAUUUUUAUACUAGACUAGUUGAUCUAUUUACGGAGAUUGUUUUUUUAUACUUAGAUAUAUUCUAUGUCUGAUUUAAUAUACUUUUAUAUUUAUAUAAUAUGAUUUAUUAGUGUUGUUUGUUUUUAUUGAUUCAGCAUAUUAUAAUAACAAUGAUUUCGUUUAUAUUCAGUUGACGUUUAGACACUUUAGAAUUGUCAAAUGAGAUGAGAUGUUAACAUGUUUUAUUAUUUUAUCGUUGGUAGGUGUUUAGUUAUCUUAAAUGGCGGAGUGGCGACCGCGAUCUCGCUCCCGCCCUCGUGUGAUCGGUGCUUGGGGUCAAAGACCUCUUUCAAUUACUAUAAGAUAGUAUGAAACGUUUCGUGGUUGCGCAUUUAGUAACUAAUAUUGGCAUUCUACGAUUGGGACUAACCUAGCGUUUAUGUAUGUAUUUUUCAAUUAAGAUUUAAGAUUGUUACAUUUUUAGCUAAACACUUAGAGUGGUACGGUAACUGAAAUGUGAUAAAAUGGAAUGGUGCUAGAACCAAGAGUGUUAACACGCUACGAUUCGACUCCUAUUAUAAUAUUAUUAAUGUGUUAAUGAUUAGUUACUUUGCAUUAAUUAAUAUAAGGCAUCUAGCAUCCAAUUGAGGUCGCAUCUGUCUGGUCAACGGGUAAAAUAACACAUGGUCUUAGAGAUUACAGUAUCACUCGAGAUUUUACCUUAUUUUAUUCAGAUAUUUAUAAAUUUGCUAAUAAAUCAAUAUAAAGACCUGUUUCAAAUCAGUUCAUAAACUACCAAAAAUGUUUAAAGUUUAUUAAUAUUGUUAAGAAAUUACCGCAUCCAAAUAACAAAUCCACGGUCAUUUUCCACAAAUGCAUUGUGGUAUUAGUACUAUUUAGUAGCUGUGAACAUGCAAUUACACGUGUGCAAUUUUUUUUAAAUAGUCAUAACUCAUAGAUAGAUUUUACAAUUGUCUAUUAAAUUUAGGGGCCCACUAAAAUCUUAGGCUCUUAACUCCUACAUAUGUAGUCACACACUUAAAUAUCGCCAAACACUUCUACUUUUUACACGUGAUUUUAAAGAAUACAUAUGAAAGAUUGUAUGGACUAAUGUAUAACCGAUCCUACAGUGGGCGCUUAUUAUUUGAUAGCAUUUCAUACUCAGUGCAAUAUUACUAGUUAUUUAAUUACGUAACCAAACUAAAGCAUAUGUUAAAAGUAUAUAAUUAAUGUCUUCGAAGAAAGUAAUUACCUAUUUGUAUUUACAUAAGUGAAUCCUCAUUUCUAUUUCUAUCUAGUGAAACAGUUUGGGUUACGGUGAUGUACAGGUUUUAUAGCUGGUAAUAUUAAGAUUUAGCUUGUUUACCUCUGCCAAUCGUAAUAGUUUGUACUAUUUAAUAAUUUAUUAUCGCGCAAGUUAAAGUCUAUUGUUGAUGAAUAGAUCAUAGCUAUCCGGUACGGGCGUGAUAGCCCAGUGAGAGUGGUUGAUCGGUGAUCUCCCAGUAGCGCGCUCGGCAGAUUGCCGCUAGCGUCGUACGCUUCAUCUAAUCAUGAAUGCAUUUUUAUAUUACUAUCACUCAAGACCAAUUUUGAAUAUCAAAUUUGCUAUAGCAAAUUGAUUGAUUAGUAACAUAGAAUAUUAUUUUAGAUAUUUUAGGUUAGGAUACUUGAUAGUGUCUGGCCAGAAUAUUUUGGAGUAUCACAUCGUUUGGCUCAGAAAAUAUCUACUUUGAUCUCUUUUCGGCUUUCAGAAAGUAUGCCACUUAAAUAUAUAAUUGUAUGAUGACCACGUAAUUGGACUUAAUGAAAGCUAACUUUAUGCCAUAUGGAAUUUAUACAUAAGGUUAACGAAUUACUAAAUUUAGUCUUAUGAAAUUGAGGUCUUGUGGACCUAGUCACUUAUUUGGCCAAUCUAUUGAAUAUUCCAAUUUAUUGUAUAUUAAAAUUUACAUUUGAUAUCACAAAGGAUGUGAUAUUUUCAUUUGAAUUCAAUGGAGUGCAGGAUGAGCUAUAUAGUUAUUUUCAGGAUAGCAAUGGUCUAGUUAUGUUUAUUUUGUUUCUUCUUUAUACAUUAGCAAAUUUGUUAUAGUGUCGUAUCACAAUAGAGUAAUACUAAUAGGAAGGGGGUGUCAAAUCGUGUACCUAACAGCUGACUGUAAACUUGUUAUAUUAUUACAUAAAAUUUUAUGAACUAUUUGUUGUUUAUGAAUAUUUUGUUUAAUUUCUUGGUUUGAUGCCUCCGUUUAAAGUUUAAUUUAAAUAAUUUCGUUUUAUGCAAGCAGUUAAUGCAAUUUUUUUUUUCACAUUGUUUGAUGUUAUGUAAUGCAAUCUUAACAUGUUGCAAACUCCUGCAUUUAUCUGUUGUAUUUAUUACUAAUUUUUACAUUAAAUUGUGGUAUGUUACAAUCCGUGUAGUUUCAGUUGUGCGUGUCACACGUCCCGCACCCAUGCAAAUUGAGUUGCGUACGAACUAGUCCUGAUGCGCACGCGUUGCUGUUAUCAUCCAAUAAAAGCUUCUCAGUUCCCUUUACAUAGAGAUAAUAUAAUUUCUUUAUUUUCAAUAUUCAGGUUCGAUUCCUGAUCUAAAUAAUCGUGAAACGAUAGAACUUGUUUUUAAAUCGUGCAUGUGAAAAGCGUGGCGAAUGCAUACGAGAUAGAUUACGGAAAGCGUAGAGGUACGUAGGCGUGGUGUGACGGCGCUGGCGGGUUGUUGGUUGCAGAGCGAGCGCAGCCAGCGUCAGCGCAGUUUUCCUACCACAGCACAUUCGUGGCGGCGGCGGGCAGCGCUGCGCUGUGGCGCUGCACACGUUGCGG
This is a messenger RNA of Achroia grisella, 4750 nucleotides long. RefSeq names its product sex determination protein fruitless (gene fru). Gene Ontology annotation, cellular component: nucleus. Gene Ontology annotation, molecular function: protein binding. The record is from RefSeq and is a predicted model, not a curated record. The transcript has 7 exons. Gene Ontology annotation, biological process: regulation of transcription by RNA polymerase II. Lineage: Eukaryota; Metazoa; Arthropoda; Insecta; Lepidoptera; Pyralidae. Bases 142 to 1161 code for a protein of 339 amino acids.